Molecule: messenger RNA, 2502 nt
Organism: Phyllostomus hastatus (greater spear-nosed bat)
Lineage: Eukaryota; Metazoa; Chordata; Mammalia; Chiroptera; Phyllostomidae
Gene: CATSPER3
Product: cation channel sperm associated 3
Exons: 8
Coding region: 1-1203 (400 amino acids)
Biological process (GO): transmembrane transport; monoatomic ion transport
Cellular component (GO): membrane
Molecular function (GO): monoatomic ion channel activity
Source: RefSeq, a predicted model, not a curated record
AUGUUUCAACACUUGUACCACCAGACCCACACCAGAGUCGUGUCCAGCUCCCUGUUGGACAACACGUUGGCGGUAUUCUGCGCGAGAUGCCGGACGUUCCAGAGGAAAGACACUCAGUGUCAGGCAUUUGUGAAGAGAAUCAUAACGAGUCCUCUGUUUAAGGUGAUCAUGAUCAGCAUCAUCUCGAUGAACGCCUUUGUGGUGGUCUUGUGUACUGAUUACAAAACAAGAUACAAGUUGUUCAGACUUUUUGAGAUCUUGGAGAUGAUCUUUGUGACCAUGUAUAGCGUUGAGUUCUACAUGAAGGUUUACGUGGACCCCAUCAACUACUGGAAGGAUGGCUACAACCUGCUAGAUGUGGUGAUUAUCAUCACUCUCUCGAUCCCCUACUAUCUCCGCAAGGUCAAGGGCAAGCACUAUCCCUACCUCAACAUUGCUGAUGGCAUCCAGUCCCUGCGCAUCCUCAAGCUCAUCACCUAUAGCCGUGGCAUCCGGACGCUCAUCACCGCCAUCGGGCAGACAGCCUACACCGUGGCCUCCGUGCUCGUCCUGUUCUUCAUCCUGAUGUACAUCUUUGCCGUCCUGGGCUUCUGCCUGUUUGGAGGUCCCGAAGGGGGCGACCUGAACAACUGGGAGAACCUGGCUGGGGCCUUCUUCACCCUCUUUAGCUUGGCGACGGUCGACGGCUGGACAGACCUGCAGGAGAAGCUGGACAACCGGAAUUUCAUGCUGAGCCGAGCGUUCACUAUCACCUUCAUCUUGAUUGCCUCCUUCAUCUUCCUCAGCAUGUUCGUGGGUGUGAUGAUCAUCCACACUGAGGACUCCAUUAAAAAGUUUGAGCGGGAGCUGAUGCUGGAGAGGCACCUGACGCUCCUGAAGGAGAAGCAGGUGAUCUUGAAGCGGCAGCAGGAGGAGGUCAGCAGGCUGAUGCAGAUGCAGAAAAACGUUGACUACAGAAGUUUCACUGAGCUGGUGGAGAACUUCAGGAGGACCCUGCGGCACACUGACCCCAUGGUCUUGGACGAUUUUGGCACUAGCCUGCCCUUCAUCGAUGUCUACUUAUCCACCCUGGACAACCAGGACACCACAAUCUACAAGCUCCAAGAGCUGUACUACGAGAUCGUGCACGUGCUGGGCCUGAUGCUUGAAGACUUGCCGCAGAAGAAGCAGUCCCACUCCUCAGAAAAGGCGGAUGACACGUAGCUUGGUGUGGGCGCCCAGGCCCAGAGGGCCUCAGCCUGUGAGAGGCCCCAGUAAACACGGGCUUUCUGGGCUGGCCUCUGCAUUGUUGCUGCGUCACGUCACUUCCCCACCCUGAGGGCUGGGUCUGGGCAGGUGCCCAUGGUGCCCGAUUCCCCAACACCCCCACCUCACAAUGCAGCUAGAUCUCUGGGGUGGGCAGGAGGAGGCUCAAGACUCGUCCUGGCCAGGGGGUACACCCAGAGGCCACACUGGACCUCUCCUCCCUUGACCCAGUGCAGGGACCUGCUGUGUUCCUGGGGAAGCUGUCUGAGGACCCCGGACCCAGAAGGGCCCAGACCUAGCAGCCCCCUACAAGUGUGUGGCUCCUUCAAGCUGGUGUGACCUACUUCCCUCUUGGAACCUCUGCAGCGCUCACCUCCGGGUCAUCCCCACACCUGGCAGAGCUACAUCUCUCUCUCUGGGCCCACUGCCCUGGGUACCCUCUUUGGAAGUCGCCCCUGCUUUCUCCCAGGCUCGCAGAGGCCGUGGUGCUCCGAGGGGGUGGCAGUGACUGGCAGGGCUCUGUUGUGUGGGCAUGGAGCUCGGGGUAGGCUGGUCUGGCUGGCUAGCUUCAGGCACUUUGGGCUGCUUCCCCUCUUAUGGUCGGUUAGGACUCUUCACCGAAAAGGUGGGCUUUUCUGCAACAUUCCUAGCCAGGUGACUGCCAGAGCUGCCCGGGCCCUGGGGCCCGCUGGUCCAGCCAUGAUGGAGCCAUUCGAAGGCCCAGGUGGGCCAGGGGGCUGGUACCCCUUGCCCCCAACUGGCCAGACCAGAGGUCUGGUUGUUUCCCCUCUGCUCCAUGGCUGGGGAGUACUGAGGCCUGUCACCUUGGCAGUGACAUCUCAGACAGAAGGGGGUGGGUUCUGGGAGCAGCCAAGUGCAGAAAGACCCAGGACCCACACUGGGGAGUCAGGUCAGCAGAAGAUACAUGGGGUUGAGUCGAGAGCGGGUGGACACGAGGGUGGCGUGGGUGAGCCCGUGGGUUCCGGGCCUGGGCGAUAGCACCCCUGAGGCCACAGGACAAGGGCAGGUAGAAACCUAUAUUUGUGGUUUCACUUCUGUAUUGACUACCAUUUACUGAGCUGUGUUGGGUACCAGGAUUCUGUGAAGAGAGGCCCACAGUUGAGUAGGGGAGAAGGAGAUCCAGUGAGACUGGAUGAGGAAGUCUCCUGAGGAGGCGACAAUGCCUGUUUGAGUGCAGGGAGCGCGCAUCUGCUAGGUACUCACAUCGUGUCCAUUUGCGGGCGUUCACCUCUCAGG